Molecule: messenger RNA, 3982 nt
Organism: Pimephales promelas (fathead minnow)
Lineage: Eukaryota; Metazoa; Chordata; Actinopteri; Cypriniformes; Leuciscidae
Source: RefSeq, a predicted model, not a curated record
GCACAGGCUUCACUCUCAGUGCUUUUACAAUCUUGACUUGUCAUCUGGAUGUAUGUAUGGCAGCAUAGACAUGAGCUCGCUCCUCAACGCAGGUAUCCAGACUCUGUUCAGGAGAAGCAGCCACCCGUUAGUCCAAUGAAUAACCGGAAGGAAGACAUGGAGAUCACGUCGCACUACCGGCAGCUCCUGCGGGAGCUGAACGAGCAGCGGCAGCACGGCAUCCUGUGCGACGUGUGUGUGAUCGUGGAGGGCAAGAUCUUCAAGGCACACAAGAACGUGUUGCUGGGCAGCAGCCGCUACUUCAAGACACUUUAUUGCCAGGUGAAGAAGGUUUCAGAGCAGCAGGCCACCAUCACGCACCUGGACAUAGUCACGGCCCAAGGUUUCAAGACCAUCCUUGACUUCAUGUACUCUGCCCACUUGGCGCUCACAAGCAAGAAUGUGAUCGAGGUGAUGUCGGCCGCCAGCUACCUUCAAAUGACCGACAUAGUGCAGGCGUGUCACGGCUUCAUCAAGGCGGCGCUAGACAUCAGCAUUCGCUCAGAGCUCGCAGAUGAACUAGCGGAUAUUGAGAUGGGCAACGUGGUGAGCUCUAUUGGAGGCGGGGCUGGGGCCGGUGUGGGCGGAGCCUCGGAGGCACUGGCGUCCAUGAUCUCGGCCCGCAGCUCCUCGCCGUGGUUGGCCAGGCGCACUAGCCCGGCAAAUUCAUCUGGAGACUCGGCCAUCGCUAGCUGCCAUGAAGGCGGUAGCAACUACGGCAAAGAGGACCAGGAACCCAAAAGCCAUGAGAGCCAGGAGGACGCUUGUUUGCAGCCCUUGUGGCCUGCUGAUUACCGCUCUGUCCAGGUCAAAGAGGAGCAGGUCUCCCCCUCCAAUCUGCAAGACGGGGCUGGCCGAGGGGCACAAGGCACGCCCGGAGAGCAAGGUGGAAGAGCAGAGGGGGGCUGGCAACCCCCUGGCUCGGGCCGGAGGAAGAACCGUAAGAACAAGGACACAGUCAGGCAUAUAACCCAGCAGAGUGAAGGGGACAGUCGGACCGCUUCGCCGUUACCGUCCAUGCUCUCCACCCCUGGCUGGAGCUACGCCAACCAGGACAUUCCAGGUGCAGAAGUGACGGAAGCCAACAUGUCGGACAGCCGCAGCGAGCGCAUGGACCUCCUGGUCAAGCAGGAGGAGGCCGGCGCGGGGGACAGCGUGUUUCUGUCCGGGGAGCGGGACGAGGCCGUGUCCCAGGAGAGAGGGGGAUCGGUGGCCAACCUGCGGGCCGCCCUCAUGAGCAAGAACAGCUUGCUGUCUCUGGGGGCAGAGAUGCUCGGAGAGGAUAACCCGCUUCUGUUCGAAUACCUGCCCAAGGGAGGACACUCUCUUUCCCUAAACGACUUCACAGUGAUCAGGAAGAAGUUUAAGUGCCCGUACUGCAGUUUUUCCGCCAUGCACCAGUGCAUCCUGAAGAGGCACAUGCGCUCGCACACGGGCGAGAGGCCGUAUCCCUGUGAGAUCUGCGGGAAGAAGUUCACGCGGAGGGAGCACAUGAAGCGCCACACGCUGGUGCACAGUAAGGACAAGAAGUACGUGUGUAAAGUAUGCAGUCGCGUCUUCAUGUCGGCCGCCAGCGUGGGCAUCAAACACGGCUCUCGACGCCACGGCGUCUGCGCGGACUGCUCGGGUCGAGGCAUGGCUGCCCUGCUGGACCAGAACGGCGAGGACGGCUCCCCAGAAGAGGAACUCUUGUAUCCCGGGGACCACCGUUUCCCUGAUGACACCGCCGACGGAGACGGGGAAGAGGAGAUGAUGGUGGAGGGCGAGCUGAUGGGAGAAGGCGAAGGCGAGGAGGAGAACGGGAAAUGGCGAGCCGGCUCAGGGAUGUCGCAGCGAGACGACAGAGCAAUAGACGAUGGCAAAGAGGAAAGUGACUCGGCUGUGGAAGGAGACGCCAGAGCGGGAAGCGAGAAAGACUUCAGUUGGAUCUCCUAGUCCAAUGCCUGAAUCCUAUUCCAAGGUCGACCACCUGUUCCUGUAAGGAGAUACGCUUAAGGUGAGGCACUCGGAUCUCAGUAUGUGGGAGGAGCCGGAUACAGAGAGAUCCUUGAGAUGCCCACAGGGCCGCCAAAGGAGAGACAAUGGAGAGCCUUCUCGCCCCGACUCCAUGUGCUUCUGACCCAGGCUUCAGUUUGUCUCCUUUCUUCCUUGAGGACCAAACGGGUUUCUGUGUAUGUGUUUGCUAUUUCUUCAGACAAAAGAGAUUGUGUUGUCUUGGGAGAUUGUCCAAAAUCAGUACCAUGCUUCGAUGGGUCAGACAGAAAAAGUGUACGAAAGAUGUGCUCUUGCCAUAUAGUCAGCUGCCACCAGGGGGCGCUGGCGAAUCUGUUGCGCAGCAGUUCACGUCAGAAGACUUGCACCAGUUUUUUGGCACAUUGUUGUUUUCUGCGAAGAGAAACUGCAACAGACUUGCACUUUAAACGUUGACUAGAUUCCUAUUGAUUCCCUGUUUCUGUGGUUUACAUUUUUAUUCCGAUUUACAUAGAUGAAUAUGGUGACCGCACCUACCUUUAAGGAUACGCAGUAUGUCCUUAUGACUGUUAUAUAUGAACAUUUGUGCUAGGUUUGCUAAUUAUUAUGUAUGCCUUGUAAUGUUUUAUUUGGUUGCAAUUUUCAUUCCUAAACAUUUCUAUCAAGGGGAAAAUCAUGUAUAUAGAUGCAUAUAAGUGAGAUGUUGAUUUUGUGUUUUCGACAAACGACGGUUGUGGGGAAGGUGAGUGAACACUAUGCAGAAACGAAUCUUUCUAGUUCAACAAUCUUUAUUCUCUCUAUUAUGGGAGAGAUAUCGAGUCUUCAGCAAUGGCGAAAGAGAGAGACUUGAGGAGAGAGAGAGUAUAUGAGUAGAUUUAAUAUAAUAUUUGCAUUCCAUAGUGGACACAGUCAGGGAUGGGUUUGGUUUUAUACAGAAGGUUUCCAGUGUGGCGUGUUUAUAAGACAAAAACAAAAAACAAAACCUGUAUGCAAAUGUGUGUAUUUUGUAGGUUUGGUGUGUGUGUGUGUGGGGGGGGGGUGUUAAACAUCAUUCAAAAGCCUUUACUAAAGCGCUUUCAGACUCUCUCCUCUCGUCCCUCUUUUACGUUUCCUCGCAGCCUUGCCAUUGUACUGUACUGAGUCUGCCUCCGAAAUCUUAAAGGGAUGUGAUGUGACGGAGAUAUCAUGCCUUCCCACUAAAUAUUUAUUGCUCUAACUUCUGGAAUAUUCAGAAAUAUGCAUCGAAUUCUUAAUCAGUGAACCACAGCUUUCUUUUGUUGUCAGUCUGUUUGAAAUGACGAAACACAAAGACGCUUUGUAAUGAGACCCUGGGGAUUGAUGUGUGCUGUAGUGAAAUUGCUGUUCACUUAUUGGGAUUAAAUGGUUAUUUAUUUAGUUUGUGUGUGUGAGAGAGAGAGAGAUUGUCUAGUCUUUUUACACAUCCUUACCAUUCUGUUUGACAUUUCUUUGUUUGUUUGUGUGUGUGGGACCGGGUUCAUGAAUGUCUUUUUAUUCAUUGUUUUAACAAUCUGUGCCAGAAUCUUCGACAAUGGGAAUAAAACGCUUUAUUAUGCUUUACUUGUUAUGAUUAACAAAUUUUAAUUAUUAUGGUUACUGUUGAUAUUGUUGUAAUUCUUAUUGUUAUUAUCAUUCUAAUUAUUGUUAUUAUUAUUAUUAUUAAGUGCUGGAGGCUAAGCUUUAUUAUCGGUUUCAUUUUUACUUUUACUUUCUUGAAAAACAGUGUAAAACUUUCCAAUCUUGCCUUUCUAUGGACAGCAAGCCAUGUGGCUUUCAGAAGUAAUUAUAUUGUGCCAGUUCCAUGCAUUUCUGAGUGAUAUUUGAGAUUUUUUUUUUCUCCUUAAUCUUAUUUUAUUUUUGAAGGAUGAUCCUUCUGAGAGCUUAACUUAAGUGUUGACAGAAAGGUAUAUACAGCAGCAAACGCUUCUAUAUUACUAAUACACUAAGUAAUGAA